Molecule: messenger RNA, 3088 nt
Organism: Amoebophrya sp. A25
Lineage: Eukaryota; Dinophyceae; Syndiniales; Amoebophryaceae
Source: the annotation of a GenBank genome assembly
UUGUUGAGCGGAAGAGCACAAGAAAACAUUUUGAUUUGAGUUGUUAAAUUUCCUGCACUAGUAGAGAACACAAUAAAAGUGAAAAAGAGAGCAUCUUGUUGUUGUUCUGCGUCUUUUAAGUAUUUUUCGUAUUCGUGUUGCUUGGUAUGCAAAAGUGGAUAUUUUCCGGACCAAAGAGAGUAACGCUUCAUCAAAAUCCUCCUCACAAUUAAUGAUUCGAUUUCGAAACCACAAAUAUAGCAUGACUGUCUGAAGAUGCGUAAAUCACUUGCACAAGGAUGCCAGUCUGAUGCCGGAAUCACUUGCGUCGCGUGACCUUCGUCUUUCGGACGACCAGUCUACAAAUAUGACAGUCGACGCAGGGAAGGGCGUGUCGGUGGAACAAGGUGCGGCAGACGCGCCACUGAGUUUAAAUCUGAAGCAAGAGAAGGCUGAUGACGGCUCUGAAGUGAAAGCAGAUCCCAACACGUCGACUAGAAACGAAGGACUUGCGCCAGCACCAGGAAAUCAAGACCCCGACCAGCAGGAAGCUACAAGAGCGCCCACAACUUGUCCCGCACAAGUCAUGCUUGAUAUCAGCACACCACGUCAUGAUGGUGGAGAGGGCCGGACUGACAGUAAGGAGGGAUCCCCAGGAGGCCUUGAUAGUUGGUAUGACGAGUCUGACGACAAAAAAGUAGCGAUGGAACUUCAACAAGCUUCUGCUGUUCUAAAGCAGCAACAGGAGAGGAAAAACAAAUCUUCAUCCACGGCGAUAUUGGAGUCAGCAGCAGCGGAUCUACACGGCAGAAACACAUCAAAUCUAACCGCAUCUUCCAGUUCCCAGUUUCCCGCACCAAGUGGUAGUUCUUCAACAAGCUCAAGUAGUACUGGUCACGGUAUGGAAUGUACCACGAGUACUAGGAGUACAUCAACCCAACCUACUUAUUCAAGUCAAGCCACCUCAGCUGCGUCCUCCAGUAAUCGACCACGAACUGACUCUGGAGAGGUGGAGGAUCCAUUCGCGGAGAUAAUACCUGUAGACAGGAUCAUGCGUGGGGCAGAGGCAGCAAAGAGCUUUUUCUCAUGGGGGCUGUCGCAAGUCGCUGAACAAAUUAACGAGAGCGAGGCGGGACGGAAUUUGACCAUAAAGGCAAAGGAAGCGACACAAGGAUGGUUGCAGGCAGAAAGCACGGUAAAAGAUCUUCAAGAUUCAUGAUGAAGGUCGCUUCGCUCUCAAAUUAGACCAACAAGCAUUUUAGAUAAUCGCAGAAUCUAUUUCAGCUGGCAUCGCGCAACGGGGAGGUGCAGCUUUUUAGAUAACAAGUACAGCAUAGUAUAAAGUGUGGCUUUGGAUGAAAGUGAUUCGUCUCCGUGCACUCCCAGGUCCGCGCUUCCUUACGGCAGGGCUUUUCAGAUACUAGCGAGCUUAUGUCAGAGGGCUUAAGGGAGAUUCGAGCAGACUUUGAUGCCGUAGCGCAAGACGUAACUGUCUCCACAGCAGAUGUGAGUGAGUCACUGAAGCCGAAGAUUGCCGCAAGUCGAGAGAACUUCAAAAAAUUCGCAUCUUUUAUGGAGGGGAGACAGCUUGAUUUGAUGAUUAUGUUAAUUGAUGCAUCGUCAUCGUGAGAUUUCGUUUGGAGGUUUGGUGUUCAUGUCCAAGACAGGUGGUUUUAGUCGUUGCUUCUAUAUCAUGUUCCAAGACGAGACUACGACAGACGAAGGCGCCUGAAGAUUUAGAUGAGGCUCUUGAUCCAUUAGGGUUUGAGGUGUCCACGUGCAAAUGAGUAGAGCAGUUCCUUUUUGAAUCCAGUUAGGGUUUGACUCUUCUAUCCGUAGAGAAGCAUCUAAUUUUUCCGCUGCCACCUCAGCAGCAAGCGCAGCGAUUUGGUUUCAAUCGAUGGGGAGGGUAGACGCAGAUUCGGAUGAAGAAAAGGGUGAAGGGAAGCGGACAGUUGUGGGAGAGAAAAAGACUUAUGAAGAGCAUGAUCUUGUUUGGUGCUGAGUAGUUCUAAAACCAGCACGACUGUAAAAACUACAAGUGGUCUGAAAUAGUACUACGAGUCGUGGUCUGAAUUAGUACUACAAGUGGUCUGAAUUAGUACUACGAGUUAUGGUCUGAAUUAGUACUACAUCAAGUGGUCUGAAUUAGUACUACAUCAAGUGGUCUGAAUUAGUACUACAUCAAGUGGUCUGAAUUAGUACUACAUCAAGUGGUCUGAAUUAGUACUACAUCAAGUGGUCUGAAUUAGUACUACAUCAAGUGGUCUGAAUUAGUACUACAUCAAGUGGUCUGAAUUAGUACUACAUCAAGUGGUCUGAAUUAGUACUACAUCAAGUGGUCUGAAUUAGUACUACAUCAAGUGGUCUGAAUUAGUACUACAUCAAGUGGUCUGAAUUAGUACUACAUCAAGUGGUCUGAAUUAGUACUACAUCAAGUGGUCUGAAUUAGUACUACAAGUGGUCUGAAUUAGUACUACAAGUGGUCUGAAUUAGUACUACAAGUGGUCUGAAUUAGUACUACAACAACAAGAGCGAUCCUUUUUAGAUGUUAGUUGCUUCAGAGGCUUUCUUCACUUUCAUGAAACUUCGGCUGAUGUGAAGACCGCGGAGACGGACAACGUUGAGGACCCAGAACCCUUGGCUAAAGUACCAGAGCAACAGCGUGGUAUGGAGAUGGGGGCGUGAAGGCGGCGAUCGACCCCGUCAGAGUCUAGGUGGAGCUAGUGAUGCAAUCCGGUGAAACCAAUGCUCCUGUUUAGAACCAGACACCCAUUGUCAGGUGCUUGUCAAGCGACGCCAUGUUUGUACAAUGACCGCUACGGGCUCCCUUUCAUUUUCUCAUAUCAAUUCUAAAUACGACUCUUCGAUUGACGUGCGAUAUUUGGUCUAAAUUUACCCAAAUCCACACUGAAUUUCCACCUUAUGUUCAUCGAUGUGAAGAUCGUGAGGGCCUUAUCAUGUUGGUUCUCAUGUUGACGUAUUUUCAGAAGCGAUGAAGAGCGAAGCAGCGCGAGAGGCUUAUGUUGAGACCGUGGAGUCGGAAUGUGUGUUCUGUGGCUUCAUGUUGGCGAAAUCUAAAGAAUGAAAUCAGCUCUCUGAAUUAUAC